GUGGAGAUGCGGGAUCUGCCACAAGUCCUGUUGCUGUGAGGAAUGUCUGGAACCUGAGCCGACACAGGAAGCCGGAACGCGGACGCAGGAAGAAGGAGAAGACGAGGGCACAUCCGAGGACAACUUUGCCGGAGAGGUAGUGGGGCAGAUCGGCGCGGUGUUCGCGGACAUCGAGAGGAAAGUGGCUGAAGAGAAGAGAGCUUGGCGCAUAUGCUUCAACCGAUUCAAGCCAGAGACCCACGGCCGCUGCAGCCACUGUGGCGCCGAAGGUGGACCAGGACGGUGGGAGGAGCGGAACCUCUAUGAGGUUGUUGAACACAUGGUGAAGCCCAUCUGUGCGCAGCUGCGGGUGAGCUAUGUAGAGCUUCUGCGGCGCGGACCCGAAGGCGAGGAGAUGGAGGGCGUGAAGCCUGAUACCUUCGUGUCUCACUGGUGGGGCGAGGAGUUCCCGAAGUUCGUGCGCACGCUCACAUGCUUUGCGGAGGCACGCAGUCGGCGACUUCCGUGGACAGUUUGCACCACUCCGCAUCGCAAUCCGAAGACUUGGGCCUUUUGGAUCUGCGCCUUUGCCAACAAUCAGUACGCCAUCGAGCAUGCCCUUGGUGACUUCAGUAGCGAUGUGACGCCGCGGACAGCCGUCAUGACAAGCGCUUUUGCCACUGCUCUGGAUGCUGUCAGCGAUGUCGUGGCUGUGCUGGACGACCGCGCGAUUAUCUACACCAGGAUUUGGUGCUGCUUCGAGCUAUUCUCCGUGGCGCGCUUGAUACCGGAACGAGACUUGGCCGAAUUCUUAAAGCCCAGAGAUCUCACAAAGAUCGCCAUGUCUUCCGCGACUCCACUGAGCCAAGCCGCACGUCGACGCAUCUUGGCCGACCUCAAUCGCCUCCAAGAAGAGCCCAUUCCUUUGGCGGCAGCAGCACCGUGCUCGGAUGCUGACCUGAGCCUGUGGAAUGGCGUGAUCGGGACGCAGAUGGAAGUGACACACCUUGGCUGUGUCACAGUCCCACUCCACUUCUUGAUCGACUUUCCCUGUGACUAUCCGCUGAGUGCACCCAAUAUCGGCUUCUCCUUCGAAUUUCAGUAUCGCGGAGGUGCCUCGUAUGUGCAGCGGGACGGGCGGCUCAAGGGGAAGCUCGUGAUUUGCUUGGACGUCCUUGGAAAGGGGAAAGAGCUUGAGAUCUUCAUCGCUGAUGAGUCUGGGGUCGUCAGUUCGGGCUGCGGGAAUGUUGGCAUGAUGAACGCAUUGAUCGACAAGGUUAAAACAGCGGAGGCAGAAGCAUCGAAUCCAGACGACAAGGCCAUGAUCGAAUCUGCCAUGCUUGCAGAUGGCACUACCUCAGAG
Messenger RNA from Symbiodinium sp. CCMP2456, 1342 nucleotides. Lineage: Eukaryota; Dinophyceae; Suessiales; Symbiodiniaceae. The record is from the annotation of a GenBank genome assembly.